AUGGAAGGUGGCAGCGGCAAGGCGGAUGGCCUGGGACGCACCUUGUGCGUGCUGACCGGGGCCUCCCGCGGCUUCGGCCGGGCGCUGGCAACGCUCUUGGCCCCUCUGCUCUCGCCCGGCUCCGUGAUGGUCCUAAACGCCCGCAACGAUGAGGCGCUGCGUCAGCUGGAGGCGGAGUUGGGCGCGGGGCGGCUUGGCCUGCGUGUGAUGAGGGCGCCCGCCGACCUGGGCACGGAGGCCGGCCUGCAGCAUCUGCUCGGUACCCUACGCGAGCUCCCCAAGCCUGAGGGACUGCAGCGACUGCUGCUUAUCAACAAUGCAGCCACUCUUGGGGAUGUGUCCAAAGGCUUCGUGGACCUGGCUGACCCAGCUGAAGUGAACAGCUACUGGGCUCUGAACUUGACCUCCAUGCUCUGCCUGACCUCCGGCAUCCUGAAGGCCUUCCCCCAGAGUCCUGGCCUCAGCAGGACCGUGGUUAACAUCUCAUCCAUCUGUGCCCUGCAGCCCUUCAAGGGCUGGGCACUGUACUGUGCAGGGAAGGCUGCCCGUAACAUGAUGUUCCAGGUCCUGGCCGCAGAAGAACCUACUGUGAGGGUGCUGAGCUAUGCCCCAGGUCCCCUGGACACAGACAUGCAACAACUGGCCCGGGAGACCUCUGUGGACCCAGAAUUACGACAGCGGCUGCAGGCCCUGAAGACAAAGGGGGAGCUAGUAGACUGUGGAAUGUCAGCCCAGAAACUGCUGAGCUUGCUUCAAAAGGACACAUUUAAGUCUGGAGCCCAUAUUGACUUCUAUGAUAAGUAAGCCCCUGUGCUUGCCUCCCUGGGCCUUCCUGUCCCGCUUACAGGCACACCCCAGAAACCCCAUGGCUCCUCACAUCCUGCCACAGUGGCAUCACCAGUCCUGCCUUAAGUAGAUAGGCACUCAUGCUUGCUGUCCUGCCUUCAGACACAGCCAGCUGUGAGGGCCCGUGCUUACUAGUUCUCAGGAGUCUGUACUGUGCACCCUGGGUUAUGAGGAGUCUUCUGUAGGAGGCUUGGGAAAGAGAAGUUAUGGGUAUUCGUGUUCUGUAUCCCUAGGAAUAGAUUUUAGGCACGGGAAGGACAGGAAAAGAAGCUGAAACAUGGAAGAGAGGAAGCUGGGUCUUCUGCCCAUGGCAAGUCCAGGGGGACAGGAGAGGGCGAUCUUGGGUCAGAGAGGAGAGCCCAUGUAGAUUCACAGGUGGCCUGGAGGGGAGGGGGACAGCACAAGUGCCUGCCGUGCAGAUGCCCCUUGCCCAGGGUAGCAGGGCCUUCUGAUGAACUUCAUAUCCUAUCCUGAUGCCUCCUCCCUCCAGAACCUUCCACCCCUCCCCUAGCCAGGGGGAAAGGGCCCUUGAGAGUCUCUGUGUACUUUCCAAAGGCAAAUACAAAUAAAUGUGGAGUGUCCUUU
This is a messenger RNA of Trichechus manatus latirostris (Florida manatee), 1431 nucleotides long. It is a transcript of the gene SPR, whose product is annotated as sepiapterin reductase. Gene Ontology annotation, biological process: tetrahydrobiopterin biosynthetic process. Lineage: Eukaryota; Metazoa; Chordata; Mammalia; Sirenia; Trichechidae. The record is from RefSeq and is a predicted model, not a curated record. The transcript has 3 exons. Gene Ontology annotation, molecular function: sepiapterin reductase (NADP+) activity. Bases 1 to 804 code for a protein of 267 amino acids.